CAGGAUGAUUCUCUACACCAUAUGUCACUAAGCCACAGUACAUCGGCUCCAGUGGAAUAUGCUGUCCUCCAACCAUCAAAUGAUCUUAUCCAAGAUGGAAGGAAGGAUAUUAAUUAUGUAUCUCCCGAAGACAUGCGAAAUGUAUCUCUACAAAUUAUGGACUUGCAAAGGAAACGUGUAUCUGGAGAAGUGAACCCUGCAGCUCUAGCACAUCAACAUGAAAUGAAAGAAAGGCGUGACAGUGAUUACGGCCACCAAUACCCACCCAGUUGGUCAUCAUCACACAAACCGUACGUUUCUCACCUAGAUUCACAAAGUCCAAUUCAUCAGUAUUCUGAUAGUAUAGGAUCUCAUGGCUCCCAGCAAUCAUUAACGCAUUCAUAUCAACGGUUGGAAAGUGUGAAUUCACAUGUUUCGCAGCAAUCUAUUUCAUCCCAGGAAGUGUACCAUCCACGCUCUGAAAGUGGAUUAUCCUUAGGUUCACAGCACUCUCUAGAAGGUCCAAUGGAUCUAAGUAUUCAUCCUGCGCAACAUUCCCCAAGCUUCAAGCACCAUUUUGAACGCCAGCUAUCUUCUCAUUCUCAACCAUCACCAUCUUCACAACUAGCCUUUUCAUUUUCACAAGAUAAAUCGUUAAAUCGACUUUCGCAGGAAGGCCCAAAGGGGAUUCCAUCAAAAGCAAGCAGUCCAAAAACAAUUCAAUCUCCUCAAGCUAAGAAGAAAGCACACCCGCGCAUGGGUAUCCUAGCAGCUAGAUUACACCAGAGUAGCACAAAGACAGGGACACAACCAACAGGACAGGGUACACGAGACAUUGUCUCACAACCAAAGAUUCAUCACUAUGAUACUGUUCAACCGCCGGGACCAAGAACAUCUUCCCCUUCAAGGUAUUCCGGAGAUUUGAGUCAGGUUGAAGGGGGAGUUACUGCCUCACACAUUCAUCAACAGCAGACUCUGCCCUUUCAGGAAUCCAAACAGCCAAGGACAGGCAGUAUAUCAAGGGAUAAAGUUGAUCUUCAAAAACCAGAAUCAGUAGAAGAGCUUGUAAAUCAAAUGAAUACAUAUUUAGAACAAGAAGCAAUGAGUAGUGUUAAUUCCUCAGGUACACCAACAGUUCCAAGUUUUGAGCAUAAAAAAGAGGCAAGCUUUAGACAUCAACAUUCUGAUAGUCAACUUUCCCAGAUGUCUCGAGCCUCUCAUUCUUCACAACAUUCUGGAAUCUCAGUGAGCUCCAAUUUAUCAGACUCACAUUUACCAACAAGGAAAUUAUCGGGUUCACAUGGAUCCUCUGUGGAUUCUCCUGCUGCCAGCAUUCAUUCAUCGGAAGGCCAACUUAAUCGCAGUCAGAACAGCGAACUCAGUCGACAUGAACAAGGGCCAAUUUACGAAAAUGUUGAAUUCCAAGAAAAAAAACAAAUAGAAAAAGAACAAUUAAAAAAGCUGAGAGAGCUUGAUAUGCGAGACUCAGAAAUUCAUGGCCCAUUCAAGUACUCUGAAAGAAGCAGCAGCAAACUGAGGCCUCGAUCAAGAACACCAUCACCAGCAGUCUUUUUAAAUGGUAGCCGUGAUGUCAAGAAUGGUCUUGCAGAGCUUGAUGAUAGUAAAGGAUCUGACAACAAACUUGACAGCACUGCAGAAACACUUGAGCCUA
Molecule: messenger RNA, 1651 nt
Organism: Anneissia japonica
Lineage: Eukaryota; Metazoa; Echinodermata; Crinoidea; Comatulida; Comatulidae
Source: RefSeq, a predicted model, not a curated record